AUGAGCUGCAUUUUUACAAACCCCAACGCUCGUCAUCACAAAGUGCCCGCUGCCACGCAUAGAUCCAGUCCUGCAGCGUUUCAUCGCCGAUUUCUACCUGGCUAUUCGCCGACUGCACUCAUCUCUGUACCAACUAUUGCCCAGGAGUUGAAACUUGGUCAUAUUCUGGUUAAAGAUGAAUCCAGCCGGAUGGGUCUCCCUGCCUUCAAAAUCCUGGGGGCAUCGUGGGCCACAUUUGUUGUUCUAUGUGAACGAUUUGGACUGGACCCCGACUCGGCGUCAUUAGAUGUUAUCCAAGAACUUUGCAAGAAGGAAUCAGUAUCUCUUUGGGCCGCAACCGACGGGAAUCACGGGAGAGCGCUGGCCAGAAUGGCGUUAGUCAUUGGGGCUACGGCUAAGAUUUACGUCCCUCGUUUUAUCACCGAGCGCUCGAAAGCAUUUAUUGCUUCUGAGGGGGCGCAGGUUAUCCAAACUCAAGGAGACUAUGACGAGGCCGUACGCUUAGCUGCUAGGGAAUGUGCGAAGGCAAAUUCUCCGUAUGCUUUUCUUGUCCAGGACACCUCGUGGGAGGGUUAUGAAGAUAUCCCGCUACAAACCUCCAUUGGGUACUCGACUUUGUUCUCGGAGAUAGACCAACAACUCGGUGAGGCCGGGCUUGGAACGCCUUCCCUUGUCGUCGUACCUGUAGGCGUUGGCUCACUCGCGCAUGCAGCUGUGCUCCACUACCGGUCUGAUGCGCUCUUUACGCCACCCUCGAUCCUCACUGUAGAGCCUGAAAUUGCCAGUUGCCUCUUGGCUAGCCUUAAGGCCGGAGAAAUGGUCACUGUUCCUGGAGCAUCCGUGGACCUUGCGACAGCGGUCACAGACGCCCAAGCUGACCAGGCCGUGCAUGACUUGGCAAAACUCGGGAUAUCUUCGGGGCCAUGUGGUGCCGCAACUAUCGCCGCCUUGCGCGAAGUUAGGGCGCGACUUCACCAAAUAGGAGAGAAUGAUGCAGUCGUCGUGAUUAGUUCCGAAGGGAGUCAGGUCUACUUAGAUUCAUCUGCAUAG
Messenger RNA from Rhizoctonia solani, 1050 nucleotides. RefSeq names its product cysteine synthase. The record is from RefSeq and is a predicted model, not a curated record. The transcript is spliced from 2 exons. The coding region runs from base 1 to 1050 and encodes 349 amino acids. NCBI's taxonomy places the organism in Eukaryota, Fungi, Basidiomycota, Agaricomycetes, Cantharellales, Ceratobasidiaceae.